AAACGGAAGUUACCGGCAAACAUGGCUGACACAGCUAAGAAAGACGCAACUGAAGAGAAAAAGGACGUAAAGAAGGGGAAAGAUGAUGCGAAGGAUCAAGAACUGUCUGAGGAAGACAAACAGUUGCAAGAUGAGCUCACUAUGCUUGUGGAGAGACUAACUGAGCCGAACCAGCAGCUGUACAAGCCUGCCCUCGAGAGUCUUCGCACCCAAAUAAGGGCCUCAACCACUUCUAUGACAUCUGUGCCCAAGCCCCUGAAAUUUCUACGCCCUCAUUAUGACACUCUCAAGGGUGUUUAUGAAAAAAUCAGAGACCAGGAAACAAAGAGGUUUUGCGCGGACAUUGUGUCGGUGUUGGGGAUGACAUUCAGCGAUAACAAGGAGAGUCUGAAGUAUCGGCUGCUGGGAUCUAAGGAGGAGAUCGGCUCCUGGGGCCACGAAUAUGUCAGGCACUUGGCAGGUCAGGUAGCUGCAGAAUGGCAGGAUCUUGAAGCCAAAGAUGUGGAGAUGAAAGGACGCCUCCUCACCAUGGCGAAGGAGAUUGUGCCAUACCACAUGGCCCACAAUGCCGAGGCAGAGGGCUGUGACCUGCUGAUGGAGGUUGAGAGGCUGGAUCUGCUCCAGGAUUAUGUUGACGACUCUGCUUACCAGCGAGUGUGCCUCUAUCUCACCAGCUGUGUUGCUUAUGUACCUGAUCCGGAGAACAUCACGCUACUGAAGACGGCCGUGGAUCUGUACCGUAAAUUCAAUCAGUACCCCCAGGCCCUGCGAUACGCCCUGCAACUCAAUGACCAGAAACUCAUUGAGGAUAUCUUCUACUCUUGCAAAGACAGUUUGACACAGAAGCAGCUGGCUUUCAUGCUGGGACGUCAGCAGGUGUACCUUGAGUUGAAGGACGAUAUUGAAGAGUAUGAUGAACUCACAGAGAUCAUCUCCAACACCCAUCUCAACAACAACUUCUUAGCGCUGGCCAGGGAAUUGGACAUUAUGGAGCCAAAAGUGCCUGAAGACAUUUACAAGUCCCAUCUGGAACCUACAAGAGGAUCAUUGGGACCAUCAAAUGUGGACUCAGCUCGGCAAAAUCUGGCCUCUUCAUUUGUUAAUGGAUUUGUAAAUGCAGCGUUCGGUCAGGACAAACUACUAAUGGAGGACGGGAACAAGUGGCUGUAUAAAAACAAGGAGCAUGGAAUGAUGACAGCGACAGCCUCUCUGGGCCUGGUGUUGUUGUGGGAUGUUGAUGGAGGACUCACACAGAUUGACAAAUACCUGUACUCAUCAGAGGACUAUAUCAAGGCUGGUGCUCUAUUGGCGUGUGGUAUAGUGAACUCUGGUGUUCGUAACGAAUGUGACCCAGCUCUGGCUUUACUGUCAGACUACGUGAUGCACACCAGUAGCACUAUGAGGAUAGGGGCGAUUAUAGGAUUGGGCCUGGCGUAUGCGGGCUCUAACAGGGAUGAUGUUUUACAGCUGAUUCUGCCAGUCCUCGGGGACUCUAAAUCUAACAUGGAGGUUUUGGGUAUCGCAGCCCUGUCAUGUGGUAUGAUCGCGGCCUCCAAGUGUAAUGGCGAUGUCACCUCCACCAUCCUACAGACCAUGAUGGAGAGGUCAGAGACGGAGCUUAAAGACACUUUCGCCCGAUUCCUCGCUCUUGGGCUCGCCCUCAACUACCUGGGUCGUCAGGAGGCAGUUGAUGCCACACUAGCUGCCCUGGAAGUGGUCCAAGAGCCCCUCAAAUCCAUGGCUUACAUGCUGGUAGAUGUCUGUGCGUAUGCUGGAACUGGAAAUGUCUUGAAGAUCCAGGAACUUCUACACCUGUGUUCAGAGCACGAUGAGAAAAAAGAUCAGGACAAGAACGAGAACAAAGAGGACAAAAAGAAGAAGGAAAAAGAGAAGAAGGAAGAAGAGAAGGCUGCAGGCCCAGAUCUGACCGCCCAACAGGGGGUUGCAGUGCUUGGGCUUGCUCUUAUAUCCAUGGGCGAGGACAUUGGGGCAGAAAUGUGCUUCCGAUCCUUCAGUCAUCUGUUGCGGUAUGGUGAAGUUGGUAUCCGGCGAGCUGUACCACUGGCUCUAGGCCUGCUGUCUGUUUCCAACCCCAAACUUCAGAUCCUCGACACACUCAGUAAAUUCUCCCACGACAAUGAUCCAGAGGUCACACAAAACUCCAUCUUCGCCAUGGGAUUGGUUGGAGCCGGUACGAACAAUGCCCGUCUGGCAGCGAUGCUCCGUCAGCUAGCUGUGUAUCACAGUAAGGACCCUAACAACUUGUUCAUGGUUCGUAUGGCCCAGGGACUUACUCACCUGGGCAAGGGGACCCUCACGCUGUGUCCCUACCACAGUGACCGCACACUGAUGAGCCCUGUGGCUGUUGCUGGGCUUAUGGCAGCUCUGGUCGCCUGCCUCGAUGUGAAGAAUUUGGUGCUUGGAAAAUCUCACUACUUGCUAUACCACCUGGUCGCUGCCAUGCAGCCAAGAAUGCUUGUUACAUUUGAUGAAGAGAUGCGGCCCUUGCCUGUUGCUGUUCGAGUUGGACAGGCGGUAGAUGUGGUGGGGCAGGCGGGAAAGCCAAAGACAAUUACAGGCUUCCAGACCCAUACAACUCCCGUGCUUCUGGCGUACGGAGAGAGGGCCGAACUCGCUACUGAUGAAUAUCUGCCACAGACCUCUGUGAUGGAAGGGUUUGUCAUACUCAAGAAGAACCCAGACUUUGAAUCAACCUAGGCGUAACCAGUCAACCAUGUUUUUCAUUGAACUAAGAACCAGUCAGCUACAUGUGAACCAAACCAAGCAGAAAUGGUUCUUGUAGAAAAGUUAUGAAUUAUCAAUUUUGAGAAUCACACAAGAUAUGGGUUACCAAAUAAGAUAUGUUUAAUAUAUCAGAGUAGCCAUAAUAUUUAAAACACAUCACACUAGGGUGACCUCAUUUCUAUUUUUAAUACAUCAUAUUUACUAGAAGAUCUAUUUCUGCUAUUUGUUUGCACAAUGAGUCGUGUACAUUUCAAUUGCCUCAGUAUGAGCUUUUUGUAUGCAUCACAUUUCAUCAAACUGUGAAAAUAUCUAAAUUAUCGUGUUUCAGUGACCAUAAUUGACGCGCAUGCCCUUAUAGUUACACAGCAUUUUUUCAAGGGCCUUUUUCACACUGGUUCUAGGACAUUGAUAAAGCUUAUUCUGAUUAAACAUGAAAAAACAGAGCUUGGUAUGCUGUAAAUGAUCUUGGUGGUCAUUUUGUGACUGUUGACCUUCUGAAUAUGUUAUUAUGAACCAGUACCGUAGUAUAAGCUUACACACCACUAUUUUUGUAAUCGUCAGUUGUGUUAGCCUGAAAAUUGACAUGGGCAGCGCAUCAUUUCUUUGGACACUUAUGGCAUUUUAAACGUUUCUGUUUUUGACUCAUCAUUAAUAUUUGUAAAGUAAAAAUGAUAGUGCUUUUGUUUUGUGAUAAAAUAAGGUUAUUUGAGUAUCAUCCGACAUUAUGUCUAUUUACUGUAUUUUUUUCAACAUUAAAUGUAUUUAAGGCA
Molecule: messenger RNA, 3515 nt
Organism: Mya arenaria
Lineage: Eukaryota; Metazoa; Mollusca; Bivalvia; Myida; Myidae
Product: 26S proteasome non-ATPase regulatory subunit 2-like
Exons: 21
Coding region: 22-2718 (898 amino acids)
Biological process (GO): regulation of protein catabolic process; proteasome-mediated ubiquitin-dependent protein catabolic process
Cellular component (GO): nucleus; proteasome regulatory particle, base subcomplex; proteasome complex
Molecular function (GO): enzyme regulator activity
Source: RefSeq, a predicted model, not a curated record